Racocetra fulgida is the source of this 223-nucleotide messenger RNA. The record is from the annotation of a GenBank genome assembly. NCBI's taxonomy places the organism in Eukaryota, Fungi, Glomeromycota, Glomeromycetes, Diversisporales, Gigasporaceae.
CUUCACGUCUAGCAUUUGCCACCUGUCGUUCAAGGUCUUCAACAGAGACUGCGGUGGUUUUAACCCCGUUGGAGGUAUUGGAAUUUGAAGAUUGUGCGGAAUUAUUCCAUGGACUAGGAUCACCGUUCAUCAUUAUUGGAGAACCUGGGGAAUUGUUGUCUGAAGAACCAAAUAAGGGGGAAGCAGAUGAGAAUGAUGUUUGUAAAUUGAAAAUGGAUGAUGC